AGCUGCUAGCUGGACGGAUACAGUUCUUAACGAGAAAAACGAAAGAAGACCAUCAUGUACUCUAUUUAAUUAUACCUGCAUGGCAUGUCGUUCAUCAUCUGGUUUGAUCCGGGUGUCAAAGUGACCACGCGGCCAGCAGCCUUUCAAACCACAGCGUCAUCAUCGUCUUCCCUCCUGCUCCACUGUUGCUUUGCAGCCAAGUCUUGUCUCGGCCCCCGUGCUUCUCCUCGCGACAAAGCAAGGAAUCCGAAGCAGCAGCAACGGCGAGGUCAGUAGCUAGGUUAGAGCAAAGCACGGCGGUCCCAAAACCAACCCAAGAACCGGACGCGUGCACAAACAUCUCCCUCUCCCCGUGCGCAAUGGCCGGCGUAACCCCGAGCCCCACGCAAACAACCAGCCACGUCUCCGCGAGAGCGAGGACAAUUCCUCCCGGCCUCGUGUCCGUGUCCGUGACCGUGCUGCUCGCCGCCGCCGUUGGCCUCCUCGCCCUGGUGCCUUCGCUGGCCCAGGCGGUGUGGGAGGUGCCUCGCCUCUUCCUCCUCGGCCUUGUCAUCUCCUACGGCGUCUUCGCCCAGAGGAACGGCGGCGUCGACAAAGCCGGCGGCGGCGGCGGCGACGGCGACGGCAAUGCCACCAAGGACGGCUCCCUGGCGUGGAACGCGCGGUACCACCCCGACGACGCCCUCGUCAUGGUUGCAGAUCACAACGCGGCGCCAGGUGACGACGGCCAGGAACGCGCAAGGGAGAGGCCGCUCUCCUUGCCGGUGCGGAGGCUGAAGCCUGCGUCGCAAGAGUCCGAAACCGGCGAUGCCAAUGAUGGCGUUUCUGAAGAGACGGACAGCUCCGCGUCAUCGUCAGGGUUCUGGGGCGCGCGCGCCGCACCUUCGCCGCCCUCUGUUCUUGACGUCGACCUGGGCCUUUCUCCGUGCUCACAGCCACAGUCACCGCCGUUCUUUGCCCACAGCACCACCAAGUCGAGGGGCUUCUCGGGUUACCAUCUUUCGGUGCCCCGCGACCUAAGCGAAGACGGCGAGGUCACCGACUGGGAUGAGGAGGCUGAUGGGUUGGAUGAGAUGACGACCCUGUCGUCAGAAAGGUCGUUCCGUGGCGACUUCACUGCUUGCGUCAAUGAUCACAACGACGGUGACCGCUACGACGACGACACUUCUUUUGAUGAAGAGCUUUUGAAGCUGGCGACGAAGGCGGCGCCGGAGGGGGAGGAGGAGGUGGACAGGAAGGCCGACGAGUUCAUCGCGAAGUUCAGGGAGCAGAUCAGGCUGCAGAGAGUUUAGCCGGCCAUGGCAUGCAUGCAUGGAUCGAACACGCAUGCUCUGCCGAGCACCCAUUACAUACAUACCAUUACGAAUGCAGAGUGCAGUAGUAAUUUGUUCAUCCGUUCGUUCAUCUGUAGCAUCAUGUUUCCUGUAUCACUUUAUUAUUUUUUGGUGCUUCGACGCAACUUGGAGCCGGAAACAAGGUGUACCUGAAUGGAAAACAGCGUUGAUCUUUCA
Phragmites australis (common reed) is the source of this 1511-nucleotide messenger RNA. RefSeq lists its product as uncharacterized. The record is from RefSeq and is a predicted model, not a curated record. The coding region runs from base 360 to 1292 and encodes 310 amino acids. The transcript has a single exon. NCBI's taxonomy places the organism in Eukaryota, Viridiplantae, Streptophyta, Magnoliopsida, Poales, Poaceae.